This is a messenger RNA of Selaginella moellendorffii, 821 nucleotides long. RefSeq lists its product as uncharacterized. The record is from RefSeq and is a predicted model, not a curated record. The coding region runs from base 72 to 575 and encodes 167 amino acids. The transcript has a single exon. Lineage: Eukaryota; Viridiplantae; Streptophyta; Lycopodiopsida; Selaginellales; Selaginellaceae.
CAAUAAAUAGGACCUUGGUUUGCGCGUAGAAACUCUGCUAUUCUUACACAUCGAUUCCAUCGCAGAGCGAAAUGGCAAUGGCAGAGAGAGAGAUCGCGCUCACGGAAGAGCUGCGAUCGGUGGCGGAGAGGAAUCAGAAGCUGGAGAGGGCGCUGGCAUCGAGCAGGGCGCGCGAGGAAUCGCUGUGGAAGAAGAUCGAUCUCAUGAGGAUCGAGGAGCGGAAGCUGGAGGAGGCGGAGGAGCGUCUGUGCGCGCAGCUGGGGCAGCUGGAGGUGGAGUACAUGGAGCAGAGCCGAGCCCACAAGGAGCAAUUGGAGAUGGAGCGAUCGGCUCACUCGCGAGAUCUCCAGCGCUUGGCGGAGGAAUUUGCGGCGGUGGAGCGGAGACUGGAGGAGGCGCAGGCGAAGCUCGAGCUCUACGCCAGCAAUGGGGAUCGCCCGCGAGAGACGAUCCAUCGCCAGGAUCAAGGAUCGCUGCUCAAGAGCUCUGGAGAUCAAAAGCUCGGGAAGAAUGGAGGAGGCUUGGAGAGAUUGCUGGUGAUGUGGUCCAAGCCGGCUGUGGAGAGUUUUGCGUGAGAUUGAUGGAAUAGUUAGCUUGCAUUGAUAGAUCAUUGUACCUUUGUAGAUUGGGAAGAAACAAAAAUGGAAAAAAAGCUGUUGCGUGGUACCAAAAAAUCAUCCAUCAAGAUCAAGGAUAAAAAAACAAAAAAUCUUGGUACUUUUCUACUUCAUGCAACAAACAAGAACACCACAAAAUCACUCAAGAUCAACACUACGUUCUAAGGUUUUACUUUGUAAAAAUAUCGAAAUCAGAUCCAAACA